This is a messenger RNA of Sclerotinia sclerotiorum 1980 UF-70, 1023 nucleotides long. RefSeq lists its product as hypothetical. The record is from RefSeq and is a predicted model, not a curated record. The coding region runs from base 1 to 1023 and encodes 340 amino acids. NCBI's taxonomy places the organism in Eukaryota, Fungi, Ascomycota, Leotiomycetes, Helotiales, Sclerotiniaceae. The transcript is spliced from 3 exons. Gene Ontology annotation, cellular component: mitochondrial inner membrane.
AUGGCCUUUACCAUGCGCCAACCUUUCAAACUAACCAGCUCGCUGGCUAUAGCUUCAAAAACCGCAUUUCGAUCCACCCCCGCGCGAGCUUUUCAUUCCAGCAAACCUACAACCUCUUUCUUCACUUCACGCACCACAUCUCCCACCAGUACUCUUGUCAAAGCUCGAAAUGCAUUUAGAGGAUCGAGAACAUAUCUGCAACAGCCAGCUGCUGUGCAGAAUCCAAAUGGUACCUUGAUGCAGAAAUUACUCGUGGGUGGUGCUAUGUUCGCAGGAACAUUAUUUGCUAUCAAUAUGGUUUUCAACCGCGAAACCCGUGAAGAUGGCGGAAUGCCCGAAUACGAACGCAGUUACCUAAAUGACACAUUUAUGCACACAGGAAUCGGUAUUGGAAUCAUCGGAUUAUCUGCGCGCGCAAUGUUUCAAAGUGGUUUUAUUUACAGAUUGAUGGCUACUAAUCCGUGGGUGGUGAUGAUUGGUGGUAUUGGUUUGAGUAUUGGUACCAUGAUGGCUACUAGAGCUACGGAUCCUAGCAAUUAUGUUCAAAAAUACGCUCUCUGGACCGGCUUUAACGUAACUCAAGCCGCAUUUAUCGCUCCUCUCCUCUUCAUGGCGCCACCCGCCAUCAUCGCUCGUGCAGGUCUCUACACAGUCGCCAUGAUGGGAAGUAUCUCUUUCGUCGGCGCAACCGCCAAACAAGAAAAAUACCUCUACCUCGGUGGACCUCUCCUCGCAGGAGUAGCCCUUGUUGCCGUUUCCGGAUUUGCUCCCCUUGUCCUCCCAGCUACAGCAGUUAGAACUCUAGCUUUCACUGAAAAUAUCUUUUUGUGGGGAGGUCUUGCUGUAUUUGGUGGUUUCACUCUCUAUGAUGUGCAAAAGAUUUUGGCACAUGCGAGGAUGGCCGAGAGAGGUAUGAUGAGGAGAGAUGCGGUUAAUGAGAGUAUUUCCUUGGAAUUGGAUUUCCUGAAUAUCUUCAUUAGGAUGGUCCAAAUUUUGAUGAUGCAGAAUAAUAGGAGGAAGUAA